Panonychus citri (citrus red mite) is the source of this 7895-nucleotide messenger RNA. Its product is annotated as histone acetyltransferase p300-like. Gene Ontology annotation, molecular function: transcription coactivator activity; zinc ion binding; chromatin DNA binding. Gene Ontology annotation, cellular component: histone acetyltransferase complex; transcription regulator complex. The record is from RefSeq and is a predicted model, not a curated record. Lineage: Eukaryota; Metazoa; Arthropoda; Arachnida; Trombidiformes; Tetranychidae. Gene Ontology annotation, biological process: positive regulation of transcription by RNA polymerase II.
UCUCUUUCUUCACUCUCUUUCUACUUGAAAUGUAAAUUGUUUACUAUUUAAUUUCUUAUUUAUUUGUGAAACUCUAUUAAUAUUUUUUUGUUUCAAUUAAUUAAUUAUGAUACGAUCAAUUCUAUUAUGUAAAUUUAAUCUAUGAAAGAAAAGAAAAAAAAGUGCGAUGUAUAUUGUAUAAGAAAGGGAUUUUCUCUAUUGUGAGCAUCAGCCAAGUAAAAAAAAAUAAAAAGAAAAAAGAAAGACUAUUCUUACUUCAUCUAUCUCUCUUUCUAUUUUUCCUUUCUUCUGUUUUUUUCUCUCUCUCCUUACUCUCUCUUUUCUUAGCUUUAGAGAGAGAGGGGAGAACCACCAUGGCCACCAGUUCAUCUUCGGUCAGUCCAACCUGUACAGUGUCAACUUCUUUUUCGGUUGUUGGCUCAUCAGGGUCUGGUAAUAUGUCAAGCGGUGUUGGUGGUGGGGGUAAUGGUAUGCCCGGACCAGGACCCACGCCCAAUAAAAGGUUAAAAUUAAGUGAUUCUACUGAUUCUUUACUUGGUCCAAGUGAUUCACAAUUAUGGGAUCUUGAAAAUAAUCUACCUGAUGAACUUGCCUCAACAUUAUCCUCAUCGUCAACUGCUCCAGGCGCCUGUGAUUCCUUAACUAACAAUGGCUCUUUGCUGGCAACCACCAAUGUUACUCUAAUAAACUCUAGUAUUCCAAUAUCACAUAUUGGGAUAUCUUCAUCGGCGAAUGUUGUAAAUACUACUUCUAUUACCACCAGUUUACCGCCACCACCUCCCCAACCUCAAAACCAACAACAAACACCACAACAGCAACAGCCUAAUCAACAAACGCCACUGCCGGCUCAAAAUCAUCAACAAUUGUCACAACUUCUUCAAGCCAAGACUCAGACACCCAAUGUACAACAGAAGUUAAUUCCUACCACCAUUCAGCCUCAAAUGAUUAGUGGAAUGGUGCCGGGAUCCCGACCAGUUUUACAAAAUCAACUUAGAUACACAAAUCCUCCCAAUAUCAAACAACAACAACAACAGCAGCAGCAACAACAGCAACAACAACAGCAACAACAACCUCAACAGCAGCAACAAACCCAUAUGCAAUUGUUGUCACCAACACAAUUCAUGCACCAGCAAAAUUUUGGUUCACCUCUGUACGCUGACAACCAAAAACAAGUCCAACAGCCUCAACAGCAACAAGGACAAGCCAGAAUGCCACAGCAGGGCCAAUUUAGAUAUAACACUCCUCCACCUCCCCCUUCAUCUCAGUCAUUAAGUCAACCUGGAUCUCAAUUACUUCAAGUCCAACCGCAAAACUCUCCACAGGCUGUUGGUCAAUUAACACCACAACCUAAUCAACCCGGUGGUGGACAUGCAACCGAAGCUGAAAAAAGAAAACUUAUCCAACAACAAUUAGUUUUACUUCUUCAUGCCCAUAAAUGUCAAAGAAGGGAACAAGAACAACAGAAUGGUACCGGAGGUCAACAGAGACCUUGUACGCUGCCUCAUUGUAGGACAAUGAAGAAUGUUCUUAAUCAUAUGCAGACUUGUAACGAUGGUAAACAAUGUAAAGUAUCUCAUUGUGCAAGCUCCAGGCAAAUUAUAUCUCACUGGAAAAACUGUACACGUACUGAUUGUCCUGUCUGUUUGCCGUUAAAACAAGCAUCUGAUCGAAGACAACAACAGGUCGCCACACUCUUAUUAACCCAACCCUUACCUAAUCAACAGGCUCAAUUUCCUAAUUCCCAACUUCCUAAUGCUCAGCCGCCCCAACAGCAACCGCAAUCACAACCCCCGCCUCCACCACCUCAAUCGACUCAAUUUUUGCAACAAUCAACAAAUGAUGGAAUGCAAAAAGCUUAUCAAGCAUUGGGUCUUCCAUAUAAUAAUCCCACUGGUACACCACCACCUCCAGGACAAAUCUCAUCAAGAAUACAAGGUUUUCCACAGAUUACAGAUCAACUUCAAAACCCUAAACAAGUUAAAGAAUGGCAUGCGUCUGUGCCCAUGGAGCUUCGUAAUCACUUGGUGCAAAAGAUAGUUCAAGCCAUAUUCCCUACUCCAGAUCCAUCGGCGGUCAAAGAUAGUCGAAUGGUUAACUUAGUUGGAUAUGCUCGUAAAGUAGAAGGUGACAUGUAUGAAAAGGCAAAUUCCAGAGAAGAAUAUUAUCAUCUUUUAGCCGAGAAAAUAUAUAAGAUUCAGAAAGAGUUGGAAGAUAAACGGCAGAAGAGAAAAGAACAACAAGCUGCUGCGAAUUCGGUUCAAGCCCCUAAUUCACUCCAAGUGAAUCCUAAUCAAAUUAAUACUUUAAGACCACAACAAAUGUUAGCGCAAACACCACUCCAGCCUCCCACCCCAACAGGACCACCAACACCUCAACCCAUCAACCAACAACAACCAACCCAACCAAUUAGGGCUAGACUCAAUUCAACCGGUGCACCACCAAAUGUGACAAUACCAUCACCAUCUAAUAGGUUUCCAUCUCAAUCUAAUCAAUUACCUCCGGGCUCAUAUUUUAUUUCUCCUCCUGGUCCACCAGCUCAAGCUACUUCUCAAAUUCAGAUUAGGUCCAAUUCAAAUAAUAAUUUCAUUACCAAUUCAAAUAAUGGUACAACUUUAUCAGGAAUGUUGCAACAACAACCAACAACACCUCAACCUCUUGCAUCAACAGCGACUCCACCACCUCCUCGUUGUGCAUCAGUACCAACUUUAACACCACAAACAUUACCCAAUCAAAACCUUCAGUCUCAUCAGAAUAGAUUGUCUAGUGAAGCGAUUGAGAAUUCGAUGACAACACCACCUCAACAAGCAACAUCUCAAUCAUCAAUCCAAACUGCACCUCAAUCAAUACAACAAUCUGGACAACAGUCUAUGAUAGACUUACAGAAUCAUCAUCACCAUCAUCAUCAUCAACAACAACAACAACAACAACAACAGCAACAGCAACAGCAGCAGCAGCAGCAACAACAACAACAACAACAGCAACAACAGUUGCAACAACAACUCAAUAGGCCUCCAUCUCAAAUGCAACCUAUGGAACAACAGGUUGUUAUUAAAAGUGAACCUUUGGACGAUAUUUUAUCGACAACAACGUGUUCAUUGACAUCAACAACCAAUGGUCUACCUUCAACUAGUUCUACUGUUGUGAAACAAGAAGCGGUAUCUACCUGUGAUGAUAAUCUACCAUCUUUAGUGAAGAUGGAACCAUCAACAACAUCUACGAUUUCAACUACAUCAAUGACUAACAGUAUUAAACCUGAAGUUAAGAAAGAGGAGCCUGAAGAUUCCAUAUCUACAACAACCGAUCAAAAGCCUCCCAAUUCAUCUUCAUCUUCUGCUUUAACGCCGAUAGAGAAAAUUGAAAAUGAUGUUAAACAAUCAAUAACCACAACAUCUACACCGUCCGCUAUCUCAUCUACAAUAUCAAAAUCUAACUCUACUCGACAGAGAAAAGUGUUCAAACCAGACGAACUUCGGCAAGCUCUAAUGCCAACAUUAGAGAAAUUGUAUCGCCAAGACCCUGAAUCACUUCCAUUCCGACAACCAGUUGAUCCCACAUUGUUACAAAUACCUGAUUAUUUUGACAUUAUUAAGAAGCCUAUGGACUUAUCAACAAUAAAGAGGAAGCUUGAUACAGGUCAAUAUUCAGAUCCAUGGCAGUAUGUAGAUGACGUUUGGUUGAUGUUUGAUAAUGCUUGGCUGUAUAAUAAGAAAACUUCAAGAGUGUAUAGAUAUAGUACCAAAUUAUCCGAAGUAUUUGAACAAGAAAUAGAUCCUGUUAUGCAAGGGUUAGGUUAUUGUUGUGGCAGAAAACAUGUUUUUCAUCCUCAGGUUCUCUGCUGUUAUGGUAAACAGUUAUGUACAAUUCCCAGAGAUACAAAAUAUAUGAAUUAUCAAAAUAGGAUUACUUAUUGUUUAAAAUGUUUCCAUGAAAUUCCUGGUGAUACGGUGACAAUAGGCGAUGGCUUAGGUCCUGAUUCAAAAGUUGUUGGAACCCAGACUAUUCCUAAAAAUCAGUUCAUCGAAUGUAAAAACAAUCAUAUUGACCUCGAACCAUUUGUAGAAUGUAAAGAGUGUGCCCGAAAAUUACAUCAAAUCUGUGUUCUUCACACUGACCAAAUUUGGCCUGAAGGUUUCGUUUGUGAUAGUUGUCUAAAAGCAAAGAGCAAAAAGAAGAAAGAGAAUAAGUUUUCUGCUAAAAGACUACCGCAAUCGAAAUUAGGUUCCUACAUUGAGAAUCGGGUUAACACAUUUUUAAGAAAAAAGGAAACAGGAGCUGGAGAAGUUUCCAUUAGAGUUGUCUCGAGCUCCGAGAAAAUUGUUGAAGUUAAAUCUUUAAUGAAACAAAAAUACGCAUUUAAAUAUAAUGAACUUGGUCCUGUCGAAUUACCCAGUACAUUUCCCUAUCGUGCUAAGGCUUUAUUUGCCUUCGAAGAUUUUAAUGGUGUGGAUGUUUGUUUCUUUGGAAUGCAUGUCCAAGAAUAUGGCUCUGAUGCUGGUCCACCGAACUCAAGGCGUGUAUAUAUAGCUUAUCUUGAUUCGGUUCAUUUCUUCCGGCCUAAGCAAUACAGAACUGCUGUAUAUCACGAGAUUUUAUUAGGAUAUCUUGACUAUACUAAACAAUUAGGGUACACAAUGGCUCAUAUUUGGGCUUGUCCUCCUUCCGAAGGAGAUGACUAUAUCUUCCAUUGUCAUCCGCCUGAGCAAAAGAUUCCUAAACCAAAAAGGUUACAAGAAUGGUAUAAGAAAAUGUUGGACAAGGGGAUAAUUGAAAGAAUCGUUUUAGACUACAAAGAUAUCCUUAAACAAGCCACAGAAGAUGGUUUUAAGUCAGCCACUGAAUUGCCUUAUUUUGAAGGCGAUUUUUGGCCUAAUGUAAUUGAAGAGUCGAUCAAAGAGAUUGAAAUGGAACAGCAGAAACAAGCAACACAACAGCAACAAAAAGUUCAACAAUUAGUCUUUCCUCCAGCUGAACCAUCAACUCCUCAACAAGAUAGUAUUUUUAAUAAUUCUGGUAAUCCUACUGAUGACGAGUCAAUGGACACAAUGAGUGAGUGCGGUGAUAAGGCUGAUGGAAAUUGUAGUAAACCCUCUGACGUUUUGAGCCUUAAUUCUAAAAACUCCAACAGUAAAGAUGGUUGUAAUAAUCAAAUUAAACAACAAAAGAAAUCUGGUGGUAGUAAAAAAUCGAAUAAAAAACAAAAACAAAGAAAGAAUAACGUUCAUUCGAGACACAAAAGUGGUUCUAAUCAACUUGCCGUUGUUCAGGCCAACUCUAGCCUUCAAUGGGAACAAGAAUUAAUAAAUAAGAUCUAUCAGACAAUGGAAAAGCAUAAGGAGGUUUUCUUUGUCAUUCGACUUCACUCGACGCAAUCAGCUGCUAGUUUACCUCCAAUUAACGAUCCUGAUCAAUCUUUAAAUUGUGAUUUAAUGGAUGGUAGAGAUGCUUUUCUCACCAUGGCUCGUGAGAAGCAUUUUGAAUUUUCGACCCUUCGACGGGCCAAAUUUUCUACCAUGGCCUUACUUUAUGAACUUCAUAAUAGCGGUAAUGGUGGAUUUGUAUAUACUUGUAAUAAAUGUAAAAGACACGUUGUUGAGACUCGAUACCAUUGUACAGAGUGUGAAGACUUUGACCUCUGUGUUACCUGUUACAAUAACGAAGGUCAUAAUCAUAAAAUGGAAAAACUUGGUUUUGGUGAUCUCGUUGGUGGUGUUGAUGGAGACGGUGCUGUAGCUGGUGCUGCAAUUGCCGGUGGAUCAGGUGAACUUGAUAACCAUGGAGAUGGUUCGAGUGGAUCAACAAUUACUUCACCUGGUGAAUCUAGGAGACUUUCCAUCCAAAGAUGUAUUCAGAGCUUGGUCCAUGCUUGUCAAUGUCGUGACGCUAAUUGUAGAUUACCCUCUUGUCAUAAGAUGAAAAGAGUUGUACAGCAUGCUAAGAGUUGUAAACGUAAAACUAAUCAAUCUGGACCAGGAAUGGCCAGCCAAGGGGGUGGUGCAACAGGCUGUCCCAUUUGUAAACAACUUAUCGCUUUAUGUUGUUAUCAUGCUAAACAUUGCAAUGAACAGAAAUGUCCAGUUCCUUACUGUUUGAACAUUAAGCAUAAGUUAAGACAACAGCAAUUACAACAAAAAUUACAACAACACCAAAUAUUAAGAAGGAGAAUAGCAACGAUGACAAGUAUUUCUCAAUCAGCCCAACCUUCGGCUCCAUCACACGAUUAUAGUCCAUCACCAGCGCAAACACCGCAACAUUACAUGAAACCUGCUACUGUAACACCUCCACCUGUUGGCGCUCUUCAGGCUGUGCAGCAAGUGCAAGCUGCUGUCGCACGUCAACAGCAGCAACAUCAACAACCGUCUCUACAGCCACCACAGGUCAUGUCUCAACAGAAUCCUUACGGAAAAGGAAAGCCUAUGCUAAAUUACACACAACAAUCUGUGCCUCAAGGUUCACAACCUCAAACACCUAGACCACAUAUGAGCAUGCAGCCUCAUCCUCAGCAGCAACAGCAGCAGCAACAACAACAACAACAAAUGCAUGCACAGCAAAUCUUACAACAGCAAAAGCAAAGGAUGCUCUUAGCUCAGCAGCAACAACAACAACAGCAGCAGCAGCAACAACAGCAGGCGCAACAACAACAACAACAAGCUCAGCAACCUCAACAAAUUCAAAUGCAACAAGUGCAACCUGUACAGCAUAUUCAAACUGAUAAUCAACAGUGGUAUCCAACACCACAAACACCUCAACAAACUAGGUUUAUAAGAGUACCUCCAACUAUGCCUAUGGCUUCACCUAAUACUCAACCUGGAGGUAAACCACAAAUGAUGCCCCAACAGCCCCAGCAACAAGUCCUUAGACAGCAAAUGCCUGUAGCAUCCAGUGUACAGAUUCAGCCUCAAAUGGUGGGCAUGAGUGGUCAACAACAACCACAACAAGGACAGCAAAUGCAGAUUCAACAACAAAUUCAAGAGGCACAAAUAAACCAAUCUGGGUCCGGUGGGGUAGGUACCCAGUCGCAACCUCAACAAAUGAACCAAGUGAUGCAACAGUUGAUAACAAUGUUAAAAUCUCCAUCAUCUCAGCAAAAUCAGAGGACAGUCAUUUCAAUUCUUCAAUCUAAUCCAAAAUUAAUGGCCGCCUUUUUAAAACAAAGGCAGGCUUCAUCUCAAUCAUCACAAAAUCAGGCACAGAAUCAACUUUUCCAACAAAUUAACCCUCAACAGCCUCAACAAAUUCCACCUCAACCACCAUCACAGAAACAACAACAACAACAACAACAACAACAACAACUCCAUCACAAGACACAACAGCAACAACAACAAAGAAUGAUGCUAGCGCAGCAACAACAGCAGCAGCACCAGCAGCAGCAACAACAACAACAACAACAACAACAUCAACAUCAACAGGUUCAGCAAAGGAUGAUGCUGGUGCAACAACAACAACAACAGCAACAGCAGCAACAACAAUCUCAACAACAACCACAACAAAUCCAAAUGCAGCAAGUGCAACCAGGACAACAUAUACAAUCAAAUAACCAGCAAUGGUAUCAAACACCUCAACCACCUCAACCACCACAACCACCACAACAACAACAACAACCUAGGUUUAAUUGAUUAAUCAAAAACGUCAACCCCUUCUUUCAUUAUCUAAUUGUAUUUCUUUCUUUGUCUAUCUAUUCUAAUUCAUACAAUAUAUUGACCAUGUAUUAACAAGUAAUAAACAUAAACAAUAACAAACAUCUUUAAAUCACACAUCAAACAUAAAAUCACCUUUUGAAUAUCUAAUUGUUCAUUUCAUAGUUUUUCUCAGCGAUGAAAGUUAAAUUUCCCUACUGUUUUUGUUUAUCAUUCAAUAUAUUGUUCUAAGUUUUUAUUACAUCAAAUUUUUUCCUCAAA